GUUGCGUUUCGUAUACAUUAGCGUCGUUACGUGCCGAAAUGGCAAACCGUAUAUUUAAUGGUCACGUUUAGCUGCUUUACCGAUGUAUUUUAUUCCCUGAACAUUACCCGAGCCCCAGGAGCGUCCCGGUUGGUCAUUACUUACCACCUGGUACGUCCGAAAUGGCACAUUUCAUUCAUUGUUGCUAACAUUAGCUUAGCUUAAUGCUAUUUUCGGGUUGGUUAAACAUGCCCACCUGAGGAAAACCUCGUCGAACUGUUGUGUAACAAUACAGCAACAAUACAGCAACACUGAAUUGCAGUGGCGGUGUACUUUAUGUAGUCUGUGUGCUGACAACGCGUUUACAGGCGAGGGGAGCAACCUAAUUUAUAUUGCAGCCAUUUAUUUCAAUUGUCAUGGACUAUGAAGACAAGGCGAAUGAGGUGGCGGAGUGUUUGCAGAGCUACAGGAACGAUGCGUCUGGUUGGAAAGUUUGCAAACGAUCGAAUGACACGGUGGUCUCAUGGCGUCCUUCCUCUGAGUUCCCAGGGAAUGUGUAUAAAGGUGUUGGUGUUAUAAAUGGCAGCCUGGAGAAGGUCUGGGAUUGUCUGAAACCGGUGCCGAAAGGACGCAGAGUCAGCUGGGACAAUAAUGUGAAAAAGUUUGACCUUUUGGAACAAGUCACAGAGGAUAUAUCCAUCUGCCGAACCGUCACGCCAUCAGCAGCCAUGGGUAUCAUAUCUCCACGAGACUUCGUAGAUGUUAUUUUAAUCAGGCAACAUGAAGAUGGCGCCAUUUCCUCAAAUGCCACUAAUGUGAGCCAUCAGGGCUGCCCCCCCCAGUCUGGUUACGUGAGGGGAUUCAACCAUCCAUGCGGCUGCAUAUGUGUCCCCAUAUCAGCGGAACCCAACAAGACCCAGGUGUACACGUUCUUCCAGACAGACCUUGGCGGCUUACUUCCUCGUUCUGUGGUAGACUCCUUCUUCCCUUCUAGCAUGAUCGAGUUCUACAGCAAUUUGGCCAAGACUGUUAAAUCUCUCAAGGACGUCUGAAUUACAAAACCUGAUCUCAAGAUGUACAUUUCAUCGGAAAAGGUAGUUAGCAUCUUCUUGAUACUGGAGCAAAGCCCCGUGUAUUUGCUGCUGUCAGUUUUUUUUAAAAGUAUAAUUACUCCUAAAGUACAAGUACAAUUGAAACAGACCUAAAAUGAUACCUUGCAUUAUGAAAUAAGAGAAAUAUUUCAGGAAAAUAAGGGAAAUUCAGAUUUGUCACAAGAAUAUCCACCAGCAGAGUUAAAAUAUGGGUUGCCUAGCUAACGAUGGUCGCUAGGUCAAAUACAGUAGACCUUGGUAAACAUACUCUAAUUCAAACUUUAUUUCCCAUAAGAAAUCAUGGAAAUCCAAUUAGUCCACACACUAAAUCACAUUUCUAUAGUUUUACAAUUAUAGUUUUGCAUUCCGAACACAAUUCCAAAUACAUAUAAAUGAUGAAAGAAAGGGAUAAAUAAACAUGUCAAGUUAUUACCUUUGUUUUAUUGUAUUUCUAUUCAAAGAAAUACAGUGUUUAUCCAGGUAAGACAAUUGAGAACAAAUUCUGCAAUUCCGACCUGGCCAAGGGGCAUUAGACAAAAUAAAAGUCAAUUACCUAGACAAAUUAGAUUAUUAUGUGUGAAUUAGUUAGCAUUUUCUUGAUGAAUUCAAGAAAUGUAAAAACAGAUGCAGCAGUUAAGCACAAUUUCCCUCACCAACUUUUUAAAUGAUGAUUUGUCGAUGAAUUGGAUGAGUUUUGUUUAUGGCAGGUUAUUGCAGUCAUUUCAGGCAUACAACAUUUAAAAGAUGUCAGACCUGGGGAAUAAGGAGGUUAAUGACACUGCCAGAGCAAAUAACACGGGUAUGGGUAUUAGAUGGUGAGCAAUGGGUGAAGUCUUACCAAUGACUGUAUGUGAGGGCCAAUUGACUAGGGGGUACAGUAGGGAUGCUCUGAUUGGGGUUUUAUGCUGCUGAUUCCAAUAACGAUCCUCCAUGACUGAAAUCAGCCGAUACCAAUCACACAUUUAAUGUUGGCUAUAUGAUCAAAUAUAAAAGGGGGACCAUAAAAUCACCUUCAAUGAGGAAAAAAACAUAUUUGACAUUUUCAAGCGAACACCAUAUCGCUGUUUUAACUUGGAUGAGACUCCGCCACCCUGGCGAGAUAUUUUUUUUUGUAGUUGUUAGCAACCAUCAGCUUAUGUAGUUUUAUUAGGAGUUAUGUAUGUUUAAAUGCAUGAAACCAAGACCCUUAUGGUUACAAAAGGAGAUCAGAGUUAGAGCGCACUGGAGGUGCAUAUAUGAUCCAUAUAUGGCGUUACAAGUUCGAGGUAGUCGUUACAGGGUUGGGUUGCGCUUAUAUGAAUUCAUGUUGUGACCUUCUGAACAGUAAUUUCAUGCCGUUACACUGAACAGAACAGUAGCGGUCAUUUUUUUCUUCCCUUUUAUGACAUGACAGCCUAAUGUGGCGCUGCAGUGCAUGCAUUCCAUUCUCUAUCACUUUAUACUCUUCAGGAAUUGAACCUCUGUUGCGGCAAAGGGAAUGGACGUGUACUGUGUAUUCAUUCUUGGAGGGGAAAUUGACUUGGGUCAAAGUGUCUUUUCGAAGUACUUUGUAAUCCAUUAUCACUUGAUACUGGAGUCACCAUCAACCAUACAGUAUAGGAUUUUACUCUUUGUUUACUUUUGUGUUUACUUUUAUAUUCCACUUUAAUAACUCAUUGAGCCUAAAAACCUCAAAUAGGGAAUUUGUGUGAUGUCUUUUUUGUUUUUUUACUAUGGAAAAAAAUGUGCAUUAUUAUUUUGAAUGCAAAUAUCAAAUGUAUAAUUCAAAGAUGUGUGUUUACAAAUGUAUCAAGCAACAAUGUUGUGCUUUUAAAUGUUUUAAUGUCAUGUUUUUCAAUCAUCAAUAACUUCCAGUCAUGUGUCCCAUUGUUCUCUGUGCUGGACUUGAGGACUUACACGAAGUACUACUAACGUGAUGAGGAUGCAUCAAGGUGCUGAAAGGUGUGUGUGUGUGUGUGUGCCUCUCGCAGUAUUCUUAAGACAGAAAUUCACAAAGCCAGUCCUAUGUUCAGUAAAUAUAUGCAUUAAGUGUCAAGUCAAGUAGCACAGCUUUGUAUUUUAUUCAGGCAUGUUUUGUUCCUCCAAAAGACGAUGGAUCAAAGAUACCAUAAAAAAGGAACUAUUGUG
Molecule: messenger RNA, 3197 nt
Organism: Doryrhamphus excisus (bluestripe pipefish)
Lineage: Eukaryota; Metazoa; Chordata; Actinopteri; Syngnathiformes; Syngnathidae
Gene: stard5
Product: StAR related lipid transfer domain containing 5
Biological process (GO): cholesterol import
Molecular function (GO): cholesterol binding; cholesterol transfer activity
Source: RefSeq, a predicted model, not a curated record